GUUGGAGUAAGUUCAUGGAUAAUCGGAUGAUAAAUUUUCAAAUUUAGUUUCUGAACGUCACUCAUAUUAACUCCAAACUGGAACAAAAAGGGAAAGGAAAGAUCAAAUUCCAAUUUCCGUAACUCCAAAUUGGAUCUCGGCCGCUGUCACCGAACUCAGUACUGCGUCGCACUCGCAGCUCGAAGGUGUACUCUCCGCUUCAGUUCAAGAGGUAAAUAAUUUUCAAAAUGCCUAGAAAAGUUUACGUGGUCGGCGUGGGCAUGACGAAGUUCGUCAAGGCGGGUACUGGCGGGGACUACCCCGAGUUGGGGAAAGAGGCGGCGGAGGCGGCGCUGGCGGACGCGGGCGUGCCCUACGCCGCCGUGCAGCAGGCCUUCUGCGGCUACGUGUACGGGGACUCGACGUGCGGCCAGCGCGUGCUGUACCAGCUCGGCAUGACCGGCAUCCCCAUCUACAACGUGAACAACAACUGCUCCACCGGCUCCAACGCCCUGUUCCUCGCUAAGCAGCUGGUAGAAGGCGGAGCUAUAGAUGUCGCGCUGGCCGUGGGCUUCGAGAAGAUGGCGCCCGGCGCGCUGGGCGGCGGCGCCUACACGGACCGCACCAACCCGCUCGACCGACACACCCUGAAGAUGGCUGAGCUCGCCGACCUGACCGGCUCGCCCAUGACCGCGCAGUACUUCGGCAACGCCGCCAUGGAACACAUGAAGAAGUAUGGCACCACUGAACUUCACCUAGCCAAAAUUGCAGCCAAGAACCACCGCCAUGGUGCUAAGAACCCUCGCUCGCAAGGCAAGAGAGAAUACACAGUUGAGGAAGUUUUGCAAUCUAGGAAAGUGUACGGCCCUCUCACCAAGCUUGAGUGCUGUCCUACCAGUGACGGUGCAGGUGCUGCUGUGAUCAUGUCCGAGGAAGCCGUCAUCCGGUAUGGUCUGCAGAACAAGGCAGUGGAGAUUAUUGGUAUGGAGAUGGCCACCGACACCGAGGCAGUCUUCACAGAGAACAGUCUGAUGAAGGUAGCCGGUUAUGACAUGACUGCGCUGGCCGCCAAGAAGUUAUACCAGAAGACUGGUGUUAGUCCUAAACAGAUUGAUGUGGUGGAGCUGCACGAUUGUUUUGCUGCGAAUGAGUUGAUAACCUAUGAAGGGCUGGGGCUCUGCGGGGAGGGAGAAGCUGGCAAGUUCAUUGACGCCGGAGACAACACGUAUGGUGGGCGCGUGGUGGUGAACCCAAGUGGGGGGCUGAUUGCUAAGGGACACCCACUGGGAGCGACUGGGCUGGCCCAGUGUGCCGAGCUUGUGUGGCAGCUUCGAGGGGAAGCCGGGCCCAGACAGGUGCCCAGAGCCCGUCUCGCCUUACAACACAACCUGGGUCUCGGCGGAGCAGUCGUCAUCACCAUGUACCGCAAGGGAUUCCCCACCGCCGGCGCCAACCCCACGGCCGCCGGAAACCCUGAGGAGUUCAAGGUCUACAAGUACAUGAAGAUCCUCGAGGAAGCCAUGCAGAAUGAUGAGGAGAAACUCAUCGAAAAGGUCCGAGGCAUCUACGGCUUCAAGGUCAGGAACGGACCCAACGGGGCUGAGGGAUACUGGGUUAUUAACGCCAAGGAGGGCAAAGGAAAAGUCCAGUACGACGGCAAGGACAAACCCGACGUUACCUUCACGAUCAAUGAUGAAGAUGUGGUUGACCUGAUCUCUGGGAAGCUGAACCCUCAGAAGGCGUUCUUCCAGGGCAAGAUCAAGAUCCAGGGCAACAUGGGGCUGGCCAUGAAGCUGACGGACCUACAGCGCCAGGCCGCUGGCCGUAUCGACGCCAUCCGCUCCAAACUGUAAGCAACCGGAGCGAACCGGAUCAAACCGGGUUUUUAGGUUAUAAAUAUUCUCUUAUGGGUAAGGGAGGGGAAGGGUCUAAGAACUAAGAACACUGGUUGUAUUAAAUGCUGCUGUCGGUUCUAUGUGCAAUCAGGUUUAUAUUUUGUAAAUAAAAAUAUAGAUUAUAGAGAUUCUUUGUAAAUCAUGUAACGCAUGUGCCUGUAUUCAUUCCAGAUGACAUUUAUGUUUGUUAAUAAAUGAUUUUUAUAU
Plutella xylostella (diamondback moth) is the source of this 2081-nucleotide messenger RNA. RefSeq names its product Sterol carrier protein X-related thiolase (gene ScpX). Gene Ontology annotation, molecular function: acyltransferase activity, transferring groups other than amino-acyl groups. The record is from RefSeq and is a predicted model, not a curated record. NCBI's taxonomy places the organism in Eukaryota, Metazoa, Arthropoda, Insecta, Lepidoptera, Plutellidae.